Messenger RNA from Cooperia oncophora, 450 nucleotides. NCBI's taxonomy places the organism in Eukaryota, Metazoa, Nematoda, Chromadorea, Rhabditida, Trichostrongylidae. The record is from the annotation of a GenBank genome assembly.
AUGGUUCGACAGACGUUCCUUGCCCGGGUCGCACUGUCUGCUGCUGCGAAUUUUAGCCAGAAAACUGGCUUCGGCCCCAAUCGUCUCUACAGGAAAGGGCUUCAUUUUGUUGGAACUGAACCCGAUGCCUUGAAAUAUCACUUGUUACAAGAUAAAAAGCCAGGCGAACCAUACGGACUGCAAGGAUCAAACCAUUUGCUUCCAGGCACUGGCAAAAUACAUUCCAAAUUGCCUGUUAAGGUUCGAAUGAAGAAGGAUAAAGUCUACGCCUGGUGUAGCUGUGGAUACAGUGGGAAUCAGCCACUGUGUGACGGAACUCACAACUCAAUUCGCGUUCCUGACUUGAAAUUGAAACCAGUGCGGUUUAUUCCUGAUGAAGAUAUUACGGUGUGGUUGUGUAACUGCAAGCAGACGAAAAACAGGUGCGCCUGUUUCCUUGUUGUUUCUUAG